UCAUGUCGUUUCAUCUACUUUUCGUUAUAAGUGUCUUAUUAAUAAAUUGGAACAUUAUAUUCACUCUCUUAAGUAAUUAUUAUUAUUUUAAAAGUCUGUGAAACCUUCAUUUUUGUAGUUGUUAAGCGCUAAGCGUUAUACAUUAAGUACUUAUACACUUAUCGGGGAUAAUGAAACAAUGGAGGACGUUUGAAGGAUUCCCCGCCCAUACAUUCAAGACGCAAAAAACUUUAUCAUUUUCGAUAACGAUUUAAUAUAAUUGCCAGUUGUCUGAAUUGUAGAAAGAACUAAUUAAAUUAAAUAUUAUUUAGUUUUUCUGUAGUGCUGGAUCAAUUCAACUUGAAAAAACUUUUAAAAAAGCAUAUUUAAAUCGUUUAUAUUACGUACUACGCAGCAGAUUAAGGUGUAUUUAGAGUAUUAGAAAUGAUAAAUUGGAGAAAUAAAAAUUCACAAAGUUGGAGAAGGUCUGGACAUCGUUUUUCAAGCCAUGCACCAGGACCAAGAGAUGGACAAGGGAAUCCAUCAAGACAUGCACCAGUGCAAUAUGUGCCACUACAAAUUCCAGAACUUGAAGCUGUAGCAAGGAAAUGGGAUUCUAUAGAAGAAGAAAUAAAAAUUGAACAAGAUAUGAAAUGGAUCAAAAGCCCAAAUAAUUCUUUGCCAUCAUUAAACA
Messenger RNA from Megachile rotundata (alfalfa leafcutting bee), 673 nucleotides. Its product is annotated as cap-specific mRNA (nucleoside-2'-O-)-methyltransferase 1-like. Lineage: Eukaryota; Metazoa; Arthropoda; Insecta; Hymenoptera; Megachilidae. The record is from RefSeq and is a predicted model, not a curated record.